Fusarium coffeatum is the source of this 1326-nucleotide messenger RNA. RefSeq lists its product as uncharacterized. The transcript is spliced from 2 exons. NCBI's taxonomy places the organism in Eukaryota, Fungi, Ascomycota, Sordariomycetes, Hypocreales, Nectriaceae. The record is from RefSeq and is a predicted model, not a curated record. The coding region runs from base 1 to 1326 and encodes 441 amino acids.
AUGUCGCGCUGCCAGGCCGCCAUGAGGCCACUCACCCGGCAGCUGCGGCCCCAAUGCCACAGCAUUGCCCGCCCAUUCACCUCUGCCGCUAUCCUCCGAACACCAGCAGCCGAAACUCAGACUACAGCCACCGAAGCAGACCUGGACCCGAAUACGGUGCUCCCCGAGUUCGAAGAGCAGAUCAUGAAGGCUGGAAAGAUGCCAAUUGGAUCCCGACGUCGUCGCCUAGCCAUCCGCAGCACUGGAGAUCUACCAUUCGAGCACCUGCCCUACCAGGCUUUCCAAGAAGCCCGUAAGAUUCUGUCAGCGGAUCGCGAAGAGAAGUUGGGAAAGAUUCAGAAGGAGAUUGAGAAAAUCAACAGACUGGAGGCUACGAAGCCGGAGGAGAUCAAGGGUGGUCAGCACAUUAAGGAUAUGAGAUUGAGGGGUCUACGAAAAUAUGUCGAAGAGCUCAAGAUCCUCGCGGAUGCCAAUGAUCCUGUUGUUAAGAAGCGUUUUGAGGAUGGAACGGGCGAUAUGAACAAGCCUAUUUACCGUCACUACGCCGAGGCCAAGUGGCGCUCAUACGACCAGCGACUUAUCAACCAACGUAUCAAGCAGUUCAACAUCGUUCCUGAUGUGCUCCCCAAGCUCGAGCCUACUGCUGAUGUUCAGCUAUACUUCCGCCAACUAAAGAUUCCUCCCGGCCAAAUCGUCGACAGCGUCGUCAGCGAGAAGGCCCCUCGUCUGCGCGUACAGGUCUUCGACAAGGGCGAGCGUAUGGUCUCCAUCGUCGUUCUUGACUCUGAUGUGCCUAACCCUGACUCCGACACCUUCAACAAGCGCUGCCACUUCCUCGCAGCCAACAUCCCCCUCAGCCCUACUGAUACCUCUCUACCUCUGAGCAGGAUAAAGGGUGAGGAUCAGCUCGCUCUACCAUGGAUGCCCGCAUUCUCCCAAAAGGGCGCCCCCUACCACCGUCUCGGUAUCUACCUUCUUGAGCAGGCACCUGGUCAAAAGAUCGACGUCGCCAAGCUCAAGGAGCUCUACAGCGCACGCGACGGCUUCUCCCUCAAGUCCUUCCGCGACAAGUUCAACACAGCACCCUUUGGCUUCAAUAUGUUCCGAAGCGUCUGGGAUGAGAACACCGCGGCUGUCAUGGCCCGUAACAACAUCCCCGGCUCCGAUGUCGAGUUCCGACCUACGCGUGUCCACAGUCUCAAGCCACCGGUCAAGCCCCGUGGAUGGGAAGCCAAGCGCCAAGGACCCAAGUACCGUCACCUUUGGAAGUACACCAAGAACAUCAGGGGUAUCUCCAACUCAAGGGGAUGGAUCAAGAGGAGAUAG